This is a messenger RNA of Nicrophorus vespilloides, 1163 nucleotides long. Its product is annotated as polyprenol reductase. The record is from RefSeq and is a predicted model, not a curated record. Gene Ontology annotation, molecular function: 3-oxo-5-alpha-steroid 4-dehydrogenase activity. Gene Ontology annotation, cellular component: endoplasmic reticulum. The coding region runs from base 226 to 1143 and encodes 305 amino acids. Gene Ontology annotation, biological process: polyprenol catabolic process; dolichol-linked oligosaccharide biosynthetic process. The transcript has 5 exons. NCBI's taxonomy places the organism in Eukaryota, Metazoa, Arthropoda, Insecta, Coleoptera, Silphidae.
ACAAACAUAAUGCUGGUUCUUUUUGUUAGACAAAAGUUGAUUUUCCUGUUUUGAAUUAUAUAUGUGUUACACAUGCUGAUGUGUCAUUUUACUUCAAUUUGCAUGGAACAUCCAUCAACGUGACCGAGAUAAUGUGUUUAUUCUCAUAAAUUUCUCUUCUUGCAGAAUAGAAAACGAACAGGAUCUAGGAAUUCAAUUUAGUUGUGCUUAAGCUGUGAAAGAAACAUGAAUACCUUAAACUACGUUCAGAUUUUAUUUUGCCUAAUGAUAAUGUUUGUCAUUAUUUUAGGCAGUUUACUUAAUUAUUUUGAGAAGUAUUUACCCAUUUUUAUCGUACAAAUUUAUCGAUACGGUAAAUUCUCAUAUACCGGGAAAUCUUCUUUUAUCAAACCAAUUCAAGUACCAAAAGCAUGGUUUAGACAUUUCUAUGUAUAUUCAACUAUAUUGGUACCUGCAACAUUAUGUUUAACAAUAGCUUCAUAUUAUUUUAAUAUAGAAAUUCCUCAUUGGAUUAUUUAUGUAUUAGAUCUUACUGGGGGUUAUUAUCGAGAGCCUGCUGUUACUAAAAAUCAUGUUUUAUUAGCACUGACUUUGCUAAGCAUCCAAUGUCUAAGAAGAUUUUAUGAUACUCAAUUUGUAUCAGUUUUUGGGGAAAAAAGCAAAAUGGAUUUAUCUCAUUAUUUAGUAGGUUUUAUACAUUACACUGCAUGUAUUUUAGCAAUAUUAAUUGAAGCUCCAACAUUUGCUAGAUCAGUUGAUACAUUUGCCUUAAGUUUCAAUGAUUUCAAGUUAAAUGAUUACAUUUUUACUGGUGUAUUUCUUUGGGCAUGUUUGCAUCAAUACAGAGCAACAGUGAUUCUGGCAAACUUGAGGAAAAACAAGAAAGGUGAAGUGGUGUCACAAAAGUAUCAAUUACCUAAAGGAGAUUGGUUUGAUUAUUUAUCAUCUCCACAUUCAACAGCAGAAAUAAUAAUGUACUUCAGUUUAUCAAUUAUCCUAUGGGGCAACAUAACUUGGUUAAUCAUUUUCUUCUGGGUUCUGACAAAUCAGAUUGAAACCAUGUUACUGAGCCAUUGGUGGUAUCAAGAAACAUUCAAAGAAUUUCCUGCAAGUAGGAAAGUUUUAAUUCCCUAUAUUUAUUAAUCUAAGAAAUUUAAAAGAUC